This is a messenger RNA of Oryza sativa Japonica Group (Japanese rice), 2972 nucleotides long. RefSeq names its product protein STRUBBELIG-RECEPTOR FAMILY 8. Gene Ontology annotation, molecular function: protein binding; ATP binding; protein kinase activity. The record is from RefSeq and is a predicted model, not a curated record. Gene Ontology annotation, biological process: protein phosphorylation. Lineage: Eukaryota; Viridiplantae; Streptophyta; Magnoliopsida; Poales; Poaceae.
UUCCUUCCUCCUACCUCACCUUUCACCUGCUCCCCACAUUUAUUAAUCGAAUCAAAAAGCUCAUCCCUUUCUUCCUCCCAUUGAUGAGAGGCAGAAGCCAAGAACAAACAGCACCCUAAAAAAGAAGCCUAUCAAAGAAUUUAAGGCCGCGGAGAAAGAUAUUGAAUUCUUUACCCACACUCGCCGCAUCCAAAUCUCCUCCUGGAGGAAGCAAUCCGGUGUUCUCUCCUUUUCCUCCUCUUUAUCUUACUAGUAGUAGCUGUUUUGCUCCCUGCACAUUAGCUGUCCAUUGGCAGCGGCGGCGGCCAUGGCGAUCCGCGUGGCCGUUUCCUAGCCAAGAAGGCAAGAAGCAACCGAGAAAGGCCUACAAAGUUUGCGUUCUUGAGAGAAAGAGGGUGGAAGCUAGUAGGUGUUAGUGGGAGGGAGGGGCCAAGAAUGGCGGCGCUGGCCGCCGCAUUGGUUGGGUUUCUUCUUGCUGUCUCGUCGGCGCCGGCGGGAGCCACCACCGACGCCUCCGACGCUGCGGCGCUUGGGAAUCUGUAUUCGUCGUGGAACAGCCCGUCGCAGCUGGCUGGGUGGUCGGCCGGCGGCGGCGGCGACCCUUGCGGCGCGGGGUGGCAGGGGAUCUCCUGCUCCGGCGCUGGCGUCACCGAAAUUAGGCUUGCUGGGGUAGGACUGGAUGGCUCUCUGGGAUAUGAACUCUCCAGUCUAUUCUCAUUGAAGACAUUAGAUUUGAGCAACAACAACUUGCAUGGUUCAAUUCCUUACCAGCUGCCACCGAAUCUCACAUAUCUGAAUCUGGCAACCAACAACUUAUCUGGCAACCUUCCGUACUCUAUAUCCAACAUGGUUUCAUUAGAGUACCUCAAUGUCAGCCACAACUCACUGUCUCAACAGAUAGGUGAUUUAUUUGGAAGUCUCAAUUCACUUUCAGAGCUAGAUGUAUCUUUCAACAAAUUGACAGGGGAUCUUCCCAAUUCUCUUGGCUCUCUUUCAAAUCUUUCUAGUCUUUAUAUGCAAAACAAUCAAUUAACAGGUUCUGUCAAUGUUCUCAGUGGUCUAAGCCUCACAACACUAAAUAUUGCAAACAACAAUUUCAAUGGCUGGAUACCACAAGAAUUCAGUUCAAUCCCAGAUCUGACACUUGGAGGAAACUCAUUCACAAAUGGACCUGCUCCACCACCACCACCUUUUAUGCCACCACCCCCUAGAAGACCACGUAAUCGGCCCAGCCAUCCUCGGGGAAGUGGAGAUGCUCCAGAAGGCUCAGUAAGCCCAGCUGGUCAAGGUGACAAGAAGCAAGGUCUUCAGACAGGCCCGCUUGUCGGGAUAGUUGCUGGCUCAACAGUUGGUGCCUUAUGUGCACUUCUUCUUUUGGUAUUCUGCAUUCGCAAUGCUCAGAAAAGAAAGGAUGAUACCAGCAGCAAUUCAAAAGAUUUUGUAGGUCCACUAUCAGUAAACAUAGAGAGAGCUUCUAACAGGGAAAUCCCAGAGCAGAGUCCUGAGAAUACUUCUGUAGCAACUAUGAAGAUCUCACCUGCUGAGAAAAUGACUCCAGAGAGGAUUUAUGGUAAAACUGGUUCUAUGAGAAAGACAAAGGUCCCAAUCACUGCAACGCCUUAUACUGUUGCUUCCCUCCAAGUUGCCACUAAUAGCUUCUGUCAAGAUUCCCUUCUAGGAGAGGGCUCACUUGGUCGUGUUUACAAGGCCGAUUUCCCCAAUGGAAAGGUUCUUGCAGUUAAGAAGAUAGAUAGUUCAGCCCUUUCCUUGCAGGAAGAAGACAAUUUUCUUGAGGCUGUAUCGAGCAUGUCACGGCUAAGGCAUCCAAACAUUGUGCCACUUACAGGGUAUUGUGUUGAGCAUGGGCAAAGGCUUCUUGUUUAUGAGUACAUUGGAAAUGGAACACUGCAUGAUGUGCUGCACUACUCUGAUGAGUUGAGCAGGAAGCUUACAUGGAACAUCCGUGUAAGGGUAGCCCUAGGGACUGCUCGGGCGCUAGAGUACCUGCAUGAGGUGUGCUUGCCAUCUGUUGUGCAUAGAAACUUUAAGUCCUCAAACAUCCUACUCGAUGAAGAGCAUAAUCCACAUUUAUCUGACUGUGGGCUUGCCGCCUUGACACCCAACACGGAGAGACAGGUUUCAACUGAGGUGUUUGGCUCAUUUGGAUACAGUGCCCCGGAGUUUGCCAUGUCAGGAAUUUAUACCGUAAAGAGUGAUGUGUACAGUUUUGGAGUUGUGAUGUUAGAGCUAUUGACAGGGCGGAAACCACUAGACAGUUCUAGAGAGAGAUCAGAACAAUCUCUUGUUCGAUGGGCUACUCCACAGCUUCAUGAUAUCGAUGCGCUUGCUAAGAUGGUGGAUCCAGCAUUAAAUGGAAUGUACCCUGCUAAAUCGCUCUCCCGUUUUGCGGACAUAAUCGCGCUGUGUGUUCAGCCUGAGCCCGAGUUUCGCCCUCCUAUGUCUGAGGUAGUUCAGCAACUUGUUCGCCUGAUGCAAAGGGCCAGCAUAGUGAGGCGACAAUCUGGAGAAGAAUUGGGAUAUUCAUACAGAGCCCCUGAACGCGAAGGCGACAUGAGAGACCUUUCCUUCUGAGAAGUUCCUUCCAUGGUACAAGGCGAAAAAAAACAGUUUGGAGGCUCAGUUACAAGAACUUUGGACUACUCAUAUGAUGAAGAUGAACUGGUGAACGCGAGUUGAUCACACGAUUCAUGGUCGAACGGAUUUGAGAAGAUAAUUUUGGUACUUCAUUGUUCAAAUUUUGUUCAUUCUUCUCCCCCUUUCUUUUUUUCAUUUUUUGUUUCCCAGUCAUUGUUCUUCAGGCCUAAAUCAAUGGCAUAUGUAUAGCAUGUUGGUCACUGAUUCACAGGUAGAGAAAAAGAUGGAAAAGAGAUUUAACCUUGAGCUCAUGCUCAACUGUGUUAAUUCAUACCAAGUGUUAUUAAUGAUGAUUGCUUCAAAGCUCUUACACCUUA